Amaranthus tricolor (Joseph's coat) is the source of this 2906-nucleotide messenger RNA. Its product is annotated as long-chain-alcohol oxidase FAO4A-like. NCBI's taxonomy places the organism in Eukaryota, Viridiplantae, Streptophyta, Magnoliopsida, Caryophyllales, Amaranthaceae. The coding region runs from base 208 to 2661 and encodes 817 amino acids. The record is from RefSeq and is a predicted model, not a curated record. Gene Ontology annotation, molecular function: long-chain-alcohol oxidase activity; flavin adenine dinucleotide binding. The transcript is spliced from 4 exons.
CGCUCAUCUUGCCUCAACCAUCCAGAUCACAUGUAUUCAUUUGACAUACUUACCAACCUUCCAAGGAAGUGUACAUUACAUAUUGCGUACUACUUCAAAUAGUAUAGUAUAUAUAUAAGACUAUACACUACAAAGAGGUAAAAUAUCAACUCAAAUAGAUCACCCUUAUUUGAUUUAAAGCCUACAAAAUAAUUAAGAAACAAUAAAAUGAGUGUAGAAUUCAGCCAAUAUGAAAAUGGAAAUAUGUUCAGAAAUGAAAAGGGAGAAGAAUUGGUGAUAGAUUUAGGAAGCAUCGAUACACAAAGCCUUCUAAUAGAAGGAGACAAGGAAAGUUACACUAAUAAGUUAACUGCUAUGGAGAUGGAAUCUCUAACUGCUCUUUGUGACACUAUUUUACCGGCUGUUGAUCCGCCGGAGAACGCCGCCGAUGAGUCGGUUAUUCGAUUUUACAAAACUUCUGCUUCUAUGGCGGGUACUCCUGAGCAUUUGGGGAAGAUGAUAAGCCAGAGACUUCGACAUCAUGUAUUUCUAAUACGUCUAAUGUUAUUUAUGUUAUCGACAAGAUUAGGCACUUUUAUAUUUGGUGGUGGAAGUCGCAAUUGGUCUCCACGUUUUCCUUUUGUUCUCAAGUUCUCUGAACUCUCCCUUGAAAGACGCCAACAAUUCGUCCUCUAUUUGUCUACAAGUUGGUUCCUUCUUUUUCGAAUGGGCUUUUUUGGCAUUAAACUCCUCAUUUUAUUGGCUUUCUUUAGUAAGGUGGAUGAGAAUGAAGAAAACCCAUCAUGGAAAGCAAUCGGGUACUGUGGGCCAGACCCAGAUUUCAAAUCAAAAAAGAAAAACGACCCAACCCAACAAAUUUGUAAUUUCAAAGUCACACCAUAUCCCUACAGCCCAAACAAAGAAGCCCAAAUCCAAAUCCAAACCCAAGCCCAAACCCAACCCAAAGAAAACAUAUAUGGCCCACUAUUCGAACGCAUAGUUAAUGCAAAAUGUCCCCCAGAUACCCUUAUCGAGACCCUUAAACGUUUUGGCUUUCCUGUAACAUCCACAAAAAGACACCAUCAAACGCCAACAACAACCAUCCAAUGCGACGUCGUAGUGGUGGGUUCCGGAAGCGGCGGCGGUGUAAUUUCCGGUGUCUUAGCUGCAGCAGGGUAUAAAGUACUUGUUAUAGAAAAAGGAGAAUAUAAUGCUAGGACAAAUCUAUCACUUCUAGAAGGUCCUAGUCUAGAUAAAAUGUAUGAAGGUGCAGGAAUGGUAACAACCAAAGAUUUAGGGGUAACAAUUCUAGCCGGUUCAACCGUCGGUGGUGGUUCGACUAUAAACUGGUCGGCAUCGAUUCGAACGCCACCACAUGUAAUCAAAGAAUGGGCUCAAGUACAUGAACUAGAAAUAUUUGAUAGUCCUUUAUAUAAAGAAGCACUUGAUGUUGUAUGCCAAAAAAUGGGUGUACAAAAUGAUGUAAUUAAUGAAGGGUUUAAUAAUGCAAUAUUAAGAAAAGGGUGUUUGGAAUUGGGUUAUCCUGUUAUGAAUAUUCCGAGGAAUUCUCCGGCGGAUCAUUAUUGUGGGUGGUGUUGUUUAGGGUGCAAGGAUGGGAAAAAGAAGGGUACUUGUGAGACAUGGUUGAAGGAUAUGGUGGAUUCCGGUAAUGGGGCUAUAAUUGUUGGUUGUGAGGUUAGAAAAGUAAGGUAUGAAAGGAGAAAUGGGGGGGUUCGGGACCGGGCUAAUGGGGUGGAGUUUGACGUUGGGUGUAAGAAUGAUCGGGUUUUGUUUGUUGUUGAGGCUAAAACAACGGUUUUGGCGGGUGGUGCGCUUAAUACACCGGCGUUGUUGAGGAGAAGUGGGGUUAAGAAUGAGAAUAUAGGGAGGAAUCUGCACCUUCAUCCGGUUGUAAUGGCAUGGGGUUAUUUUCCGGAUAAGGUGGGGGCUGAAAAGUUGUCGUGUUUGGAGGUGGAUGAAGAAAAUGUGUGGCCGGAAAAGGAGAAGAGGAGUUAUGAAGGUGGUAUAAUGACGGCGAUGUCGACGGUUAUUGGAAAUUUUAAUGAGAGUGGAUAUGGGGUUGUUAUACAAACUCCUUCGUUACAUCCUGGCAUGUUUUCAGCUUUGAUGCCUUGGAAAUCAGGCUCACAAUUGAAGCAUCAAAUGACAAGGUUUUCAAGAACAGCCCAUUUCAUAGCCCUUGCAAGAGACAUAGGAUCUGGGACAAUAUCCGAUUCUCCAUUCGACAUAACAUAUAAAAUGGACGCCAUUGAUGAAUCAAAUCUCAAAAAAGGGAUAGAAAAGAUGCUAAGAAUACUAGCCGCAGCGGGUGCGGAGGAGAUAGGGACCCACCAUCAAAGUGGAGAAAGUAUAAACGUAAAGAAAGUGAGUUGCCAUGAGUUCGAGAAUUUCGUAAAAAGGGAAAGUUCAAAAGGGAUACAAGGUUUGUCAAUGCCAAUUGCUUCGGCACACCAAAUGGGGAGUUGUAGAAUGGGAAUUGAUCCAAACAAUUCAGUGGUGAACCAAAUGGGUGAGUGUUGGGAUGUUGAGGGGCUUUAUUUGGCUGAUUCCAGUGUUUUUCCUACGGCUUUAGGGGUUAAUCCUAUGGUUACUGUUCAAGCUAUAGCUUAUUGUACUGCUCAAUCUGUUCUUGAGUUUCUCAAAAGGAAAAGUAUUAAUUAAUUGAUAACAAAUCAACAUAUGGAGUUUUUAUUUAUUUUAUACUAUAAAAUAAAAUUCAACAUUUAUAGUUCUAUGUAUAGAAAUAUAGAAUUCAUGUUAAAAGUAUAUGACCCUCUAUUUUUUUUUUUUUUGAGUUAACUAUAUGAUCUUGUUACUUGUAUCUAUGUUUCUAUGAACUCAUUGAAUAUGAUAAGGUUGUAGAUUAAUAUUUAAAGAUAAUGUUAAUUUGAAUUAAGGAUUUGGCA